CAACUUCGGUUACAAAAAGGUCAACAUGAAUACUUCAACCAGCCACUGGGGUAGUAUAAGAUCCCCUCUCAAACAUUGGGGUGAAUAUGAUGGUGCAGAAGCAGCUACAAGUGUUCUGGAUUUAAAGGAUGUGUCAAAUGAACUAGUGGAAGAUUUAAUUGAAAAAUCGUGCUCUGUGGAAUAUACCAAAGGUGAUCCACUGGAUAGCCUAGGAGAGGAUGAUCUUGACCCUGAAAGCUACUCGAUUGAUAGAGAGGUGUCAUACUCUCUAGACUUAAGGAAACAUGCUACGGCGUUGAAGCAGUUGAUAGCGCUUGCAAAUGGGAGAAUUUCAUCACCCGCGUCUCAGUUCCAUCAGCGCCUGCCUGCUGCUCCACCUCCUCCUCAGCGACCAGCAACUCACUUAAAGCAUCCUGUGGUUCACCCACUGGGCUUCCUUCCUACGCGACACACGCCCUUUACAUUGGGACAAGGAUCACCCCCUGAAGAAUUAUGUUUGGAUUCCUGCCUGCAUAUUCUGACUAAAAGCAUAUCAGCACUUGCAGCUCAUUCAGGCUGGGAUGCCUCAAUGAGUGAGACUCUCUAUGUCUUUCGUGAUGCAGUAGAUGACUUUUUAAGGCGCCUGACUGGUAUGCUAAGGGUAGCAGUUGAUCAGGAAGCCCUGCAAGGGGGAAAUAACUUCCCUGACCCAGUCGAGCAAGUUUUUCACACAAUGGGCCUUGGAAGUAUCAGAGAUUUACACAACUAUUACCAGGUUCAAAUUCUUGGACAAAUUCAGCGCUGGGAAAAAAUUUGCUUACAACUUACAAAUGAAUAUGUGGAGCUUGCUGACAGCUACAAUGUAGCUUUACCAUCAUCUUCGGCCUGGAAUAACUCAAUUAAGCAGGAAGUUUCUGAAAUAGAAGAAGGAGAUGAGGGUGAUGUUGAUGUGCCCCAAUUACAUUUUCCAAGCACUUCAGAUGGAGAUUUAACUCUUCAGCCCUCUGCAACAUUACGUACCGGUUUUGAGAUGUUGCAUAGUCUUGAACGACAGCAGUUACUUGAAGAAGAUGAAGAGUAUAAGGAAGAUAUGCCUGAUAUAAAAAUUGAGCCAGCAGUUGUUGAGUCCAUCCCUAGCAGUACAAGCUCACACCCUUCCAAAAGGGUGCGACGCAUCUAAUGCAGAUCUUGUUAGGUUAUCUAAUUUAUUUUUAAAGGUUAAUCCCUCUGGCAAUUACCCAAAAUUGUUUAAUUGUUCCUGUAAUCAAAUUUGUUUUUCUUGUUGAUCUGUUAUUUGUAUGGUAUUUGAAGAAAUCUAGGCAUUUUAAUAAAAAUGUUGCCAUUGAACACUU
Frankliniella occidentalis (western flower thrips) is the source of this 1331-nucleotide messenger RNA. Its product is annotated as STAGA complex 65 subunit gamma. Lineage: Eukaryota; Metazoa; Arthropoda; Insecta; Thysanoptera; Thripidae. Gene Ontology annotation, molecular function: transcription coactivator activity. The record is from RefSeq and is a predicted model, not a curated record. The transcript has 10 exons. The coding region runs from base 26 to 1159 and encodes 377 amino acids. Gene Ontology annotation, cellular component: SAGA complex.